Molecule: messenger RNA, 1410 nt
Organism: Anopheles marshallii
Lineage: Eukaryota; Metazoa; Arthropoda; Insecta; Diptera; Culicidae
Product: pickpocket protein 28-like
Exons: 2
Coding region: 1-1410 (469 amino acids)
Biological process (GO): sodium ion transmembrane transport
Cellular component (GO): membrane
Molecular function (GO): ligand-gated sodium channel activity
Source: RefSeq, a predicted model, not a curated record
AUGGAAACGGUGGACAAGAUUAUACUGCAACAAACGAGCCCCAAUUCCAAAGAUAUUGCUAGUCGAACCACCCACCAAACGGAGCAUGACGAUGGAAUUCUUAAGGACUAUCUACGUAACAGCUCGUUUCCGAUUGUGCGGUACUUGUUGGGAUCGAAUUUGCGUGUUACGCUGAAAGUGUUCUGGCUCGUUGUGGUGGUGUGUUUGACGGGACUUUUCGGCUUCACCGUGGUGGUCAACUACGAACGACUUAAAGAUCCUUCCAACGUGUACCUUACGGAGGCGGAAAAGGCACUACCCAUGUGGAGUGUACCAUUCCCUGCGGUUACUCUGUGUCCCCGGAAGGGUAGAUGCGUCAGUGAGCAGUUGCAAUUGGAACAGUUUUGUGUGAUGGUUUGUUGGCAGGAUGUGUGCACAAACGAGUGCGACAGGUUGAUGGACGCUGUGCGUACGGAGCGAGGCGUUUGCUACACGUUCAACGCAGUUGCUGGAGAGCAAAUUUUCAAGACAAAUAACUUGGUCAACGUGAAGGAACUCUCGAAUGCAUCCAGACCGACCGAAAACUGGGACUUUCUUCGCGGAUUACAAAUCAUCACUAGUGUGCUGGUGAAACAGUAUCCCCGGGCGGCCCAGGACAUGUCCGGUCGCUAUCGAUUAAAGAUCACCGUCUCCAACGAACAAAAUGAAACACUUUCCGACUGUUCGAACCCAUCGUUAGAAGCUUUCGUUCACUCACCGAUCGAUUUCCCGUUCAAGCUAAUAAACCCUACGGCAAUUCCAUUCAGCGCCGUAGUACAACUUCGUGUCUUUCCAAAACUUGUGCGAUCACAGCGCUAUCUAAGAUACUUUACCUCGUCUACUUCGGGCUGUAUAUCGCAGGUGCAAAAUCCACUCAAACUGUUUUCCAUCUACACGCAAAGCAACUGUGAGAUGGAGUGCCACACAGAAUACUUCCUCACUAAAAGAGGAUGUGUACUCGAUCAUAUGCCCCGAAGUCACGUAAUGAAUCUCUGCAACAGUACCACCAACUAUCGGCCAUACGAUGUGCUGGAUAAGAUCGUUUCCGGUCAGCUGCGGGAACAAAAUAUCCCCAGGUCACAGUUCUUCCGGCGGUUGUGUAAUUGUUUGCCCGCGUGUGUUGACUUUCGGUACAGAGCGGAACCUAGUUCGUAUACGGUUGCUGUGGAACCGUGGUCGAUGGAGUCGAACAGUACGGAAAGUUUGAACUCACAGUUGGUGGUGGAAUUGGCCGAAGAUCAUUUCUAUCCUCUUGUUCGCAGCGUUCGGUACAGUGUGCUAGACUUUGUGGGCGAUUUCGGUGGACUAAUAGCGUUGUUUUUAGGUAGUUCGAUUGUAUCGCUAGUAGAAGUGUUCUUUUUUUGUUUCCUCAAACCAGCAGUUGUGAGAUAG